AUGCACGAGUCAAUAGUAACGGAAGCGACCAAGGCCGGCUGCCAUCUACACAACUUCAUCUUUUCGCAUGAAGCAUCCAGCUCAAUCGACCAUUCCGCGUACGUCUCGCAGUCCAAGACGCCGACUCUGCAGUCUCCACCGCGACUUUCACAGACCAUGGCCGCAUCUACAGCUCCGCCUGCUCGCAAGCAGAAACCCCCCUCGCAGCCACUGCGCUCUCCCCUGUCACCUUCAAGAACAAACUACACGAUUUCUUCAGAUCAGAGCACGCCAGACACUCGCCGCAGACACCCUGCUUCGCGUCGGACAAACAAGAAGACGCGCCACCUCUGCCGGUUGUGCUGCACAAGGCAGGUUGGUCCAACACAUCUGCGGCAAGCCCAAGGACGGUGGCAAGUGGACACUACACGGAGUGCAAAGAACGAGGAGCUCGCGGUGGAAAACAGCAAAGUUGGCAUCACCACCUCCAUGAGAGAGAAAGAAACAAGGCGGUUCAAAUCCAGGGCUGCAAACGUUUCCAGCCUGGCAGGCUGA
Molecule: messenger RNA, 534 nt
Organism: Zasmidium cellare ATCC 36951
Lineage: Eukaryota; Fungi; Ascomycota; Dothideomycetes; Mycosphaerellales; Mycosphaerellaceae
Exons: 1
Coding region: 1-534 (177 amino acids)
Source: RefSeq, a predicted model, not a curated record